UCACAAUGCAGCAUCCUCCGGGCUCGGCCUAUCACACGGAGGAGGAGGAAGGCUCUGUCUGCUAAGCUCUGUUUCCUUCCGGUAUCACAUCCUCUCAACAUGGCAGCUUUCGGGUUCUGCACCUUCCUAGCAACAGCCUUAUUCCUAUUGGCCACAUCCUCUGCAUUUGUAGAGGACCUGGAUGAGACUUUCAAAGACACCAGACAAGAGGAUGUUUGGCUUGUUGACUUUUAUGCACCUUGGUGUGGCCACUGCAAAAAACUUGAACCUGUUUGGAAUGAGGUUGGCACUGAGAUGAGGACAAGUGGUUCCCCUGUAAGAGUUGGAAAGAUGGAUGCGACAGUCCACUCAAGCAUUGCGUCUGAAUUUGGGGUCCGUGGAUUUCCAACUAUAAAAUUGCUAAAAGGUGAAAUGGCCUACAACUAUCGUGGUCCGAGAACUAAGGAAGAUAUUAUUGAAUUUGCAAAUAGAGUUGCUGGGCCAUUAAUACGACAGCUCCCAAGCGAACAGAUGUUUGAGCAUGUGCAAAAACGCCAUCGUGUGCUGUUUGUGUAUGUUGGUGUUGAAUCAACCCUGAAGGAAAAAUUCAUUGAAGUUGCGUCUGAACUUAUUGUGUAUACAUACUUCUUUUCUGCUUCAGAAGACGUCUUACCCAAGUAUGUCACCCUGAAUGAGGUCCCUGCUGUCUUGGUGUUCAAAGACUCAACGUAUUUUGUUUAUGAUGAAUAUGAAGAUGGUGAUUUAUCAAGCUGGGUUAAUAAGGAGAGAUUCGAAGGUUACCUUCAUGUCGAUGGAUUUACAUUGUACGAGCUGGGUGACACAGGAAAGCUUGUGGCUGUCGCAGUUAUUGAUGAUAAGAACAGUUCAGUUGAACAUGCACGAUUGAAAUCUAUUGUUCAAGAAGUAGCAAGAGACUACAGGGAUCAAUUUCACCGGGACUUCCAGUUUGGACAUAUGGAUGGCAGCGAUUACAUGAAUAGUCUACUCAUGGAUGAAGUCCAGGUGCCCACUAUUGUUGUACUCAAUACAUCCAACCAACAGUAUUUUAUUCCAAAUAAGAACAUUGAAAAUACUGAAGACCUGAUUCAGUUCAUUAACAGUAUUUUGGAUGGGACAGCAGAGGCUCAGGGUGGUGAUGGAAUUCUACAGCGCAUCAAAAGAAUCGCCUAUGAUGCAAAGUCUACUGUUGUAUCUGUAUUUAAGAGUUCACCCCUGCUUGGAUGCUUCCUCUUCGGUCUACCACUGGGUGUCAUCAGCAUUAUGUGUUAUGGAAUCUGCACAGCUGACUCAGAUGAUGGCUCGGAGGAAAUGACCAGAAAAGAUGUCAUUGAUCCAAAUGCGUCGGAUGAGGGCAGCGACGAAGAACAAGAUGAGGACAAGACUAGAGAGAACUCUUCAGAGGUGACGGAUGAAGACCAAGAAGAAAAAGAUAUUAUCGAAAAGAAGAAAGAUUAACUUUUAUGAAAAUUGGAUUAACUAGGAUUCCAAAAGAAACUUAUUUAUUAAAUUCAACCACUGACACAGCUUUAUUAAAAAAAAAUAUAUAGAAAAUAAAAAAGACGUGACUGCUUCACUGAUUUUCGGCAUGCAACUACAUUUUUAAGGCAUCAAGACCAUUUCUCAUACAUUCUGGAAUUUAAUAAAAAAAAGGCUUUGAAAAUAGAAGACAAAAAAGGAGCUUUUGUUUUAUUAUGGCCUUGUCCUUAAAAUUGUUAAUUCCUUUUAAAUUCUGCUCAAAAUCUAGAAUGUUUAUUCAUGCAUCCAGGAGUCUGGAUAAGGAUUGAUUCACUUUGUUUUACUUUUAUGCUACUGAGAUUAAGCAGUAUACAUUUUUUUUUAUGUGAAAAUGUGAAGUUAUGUAUUUAGUUUAAAACGUUGAAGCAGUAAUAAAUAUUACAUAUUUAAUAUGUAUCUCUGUUACAACUUUGUAGUUCGCCUCAGGCGUGUUGAAUUGGUGACUUAAAAACCACAUAGCCUACUCUAGGUUUUCUUUUAAUAUAGUAAAUUACUUGAAAAUAUUAAAUCUACCGUUUCUACUGUAUAUGUUAAUUUCAUUUAGCUAUAGCUUAUCUGCAUUAUAUCAAUACCUACCCAACCUUCAGGGUAAGGUAAGGUAAUGAUGGCAUUCAUCACAAGCUAUAAUGGCAUCUGUUUAACAGAUUUGUCAUGAUGAAUUUCACAAUGUAUUUGGUAAACAGGUUAAAUAUUACUCUAUGGAGGACUGAUGUCACGGUUUGGCUUCUUUCACAGUCUCCAUUUAACAUAUACGGCAUGAACGGAAGCCAAAAACACAGUGUGAACCCAACCUAAGAAGCAAGAAUGUUUCUCACUUUUUUACAGGUGCUUAUUUUAUAGGAUCUGAUGACCUCUAAUAUGAUUUUACUUUCAAUUCUGAAUUUUCUUUGUGCAAAUGACCAUUCAUUUGCUAUUGUAACUUCAAAUACUGUAACCUUAAAUGCCUAUUGUUAAAAUGUUGUUCAUCAGGAUACAGGCCAAUUGAUAUAUUCCUCACCUUCCACCAACCUAUAGUCCCCAUGUUCAGGUCUUUAUGUUCUGUUAUGUUUAAAAGCUCCAUCUCUCACUAAAGCAUUAUCUAUAUUGAAACAGAUAUUGGACACGGAGGAGGGGUGAGGAGUAGGAAGCUGCAGGAGGAUCUCCUUUUCAGUGUCGGUGUGCUGUAAAUGUACAGGUUACAUGGCCAGGUUUGUUUUCUAAAUAUAUAUCCAUUAUAUAUGGACACCUGAUGGCCGAAGCAUGCCAAAGGGGUGGAUAGGGCAUACGGCUUAUUUCCCCAGAGUGCCCCUCUGAGGAGAACUCUGCUUGCAGACUCGCGGAAUCAGCUCCAUCUUGAAUCUGAGCUUAUUUUGCACUGAAUUUUACCUCUGAUUUAGGCAUUGGGAUUCAGCUGUGGAAGUUAGAAGUUUUCCCCAAUCCACAAAAUAUGAGAUAACUGAAUUGUUGGGGGGGGGGGGGGGGGCACAAUCUCAUAAUUGAGAAGCACCAUUCCAUUCAUUCUCUAUGGGAGCCCCUAGUGAUAGCCAAGCACUGUACUUGGACUGUCUCUGGCAGCUCCCAUAGAGAAUGAAUGUAGUGAUGGUGCACACCCUUUUGAACACUGUUCUAUUCUGACAGAAGAUUCGAGGUCCCCAUUGUCCAGUGUCCCAGGAUUCAGAUUCCCUGCGAUCAGACAGUAAGUUAUCACAUCUUGCAGAUAAGAGGUCAUAUUUAAUAGCGGAGUAACCCAUUUAAUGCUCCCUUCAUAUUGCAGAAGAUAAUUUACUUUUCUCAAACAGAUUUUAAACAGAUUUAAAUCCCUUCUAGCUGUGGCAUAAUAUAUAUGUCGUAAACUUGCUAAAUGUUUUAUAUGAAGAAAAGUAUUACAUCGUGUUUUAUAUCUGUGGAUUGAUCGGUGACAUACUUGACUCUUUUCAUUCUUUUUGUGUUUAUUCUAAACCUUGUUAUUUUAGAAUCUUCGUUAGGUUCUUUUAAAAAAGAAACAAAAAAAAUCACUGUAGCUUUAAAUAUGCAAAUAAAACGUGUAGAUCUCUAUUUCAUGAUUAUUGUCCAUAUUUUGACAGACUCUAGGGGCAGUAUUACCUUUUCCCUAGCUUAGAAGAAAGCUGCUUUGAUCAAGAGGCUAGUAUUUCUUUAUUUUCUGGUUUCGUUUUUUUUUUUUUUUUUUUUUAUCAUAUGAAUGUGCAAAUUUUUUUAGAGAAAAUUGUAGUAUGUAGAAUUACUUAUGUUUAUUAUUUUGUUACUUUAUUUUGUCAUUUUUGAUGUGAUCAAAGUGAAUGUGUUUAAAAGAAAGAAGACUACCCAUAAUAAAUUAUAAAAAGAGCCAUAAUAACCUUCUUCAUUUUUAUUUCCACACCACUAAAAUAUCUGAGUGAAUGCCAAAUAAGACGAGUUGAUAUUAUAGUUAGCUUCACAUGCUUUCUUCAGUUUCCUGUUUUUCUAUUGUAAAAGCAGCAAGCUUCAUGUGUUCCCAGCAAGCCCUAUUUCUGAUAGCUUUAAUCGUGACUCUGCAGAGUCUGUAUACAGAGUCUCAUGGGACAAGUCAGAGUAAGCUUCUCGGAUUCCAUAGUGAUUGCCAUAGUAACUAAAUAUACACUGAGUUGUUUUUAAGUUUGUUUGAUCUGCUGUUUUAUUCUGAUCUUUAACCAUUUAAUUUAGGAAGCAAAGGAAAAUGUCCUCGCCAACUCUUUGCCAAAUGUUGCACUUUAUUAAUUGAAACCUUGGUAUUUAUUAAUAAAUACCUGUGUCCAUACUUACUGUGUACCGAGGUUUCAAUUAAUAAAGUGCAAUGUUUUGCAAGGGGUUGGCGCUGGACAUUUUCCUUUGCUUGCUUAUACUACAUUGGUGGAGUCUGCAACAGUCCGUGCGCAAGGAAACAAUGGGGUGAGCUGGAACUUUGUAUAUCUUUUACAUUUAAUUUAGGAUACAAAAUCCAAGUUUUUCUAUAAUAUGUUCUUUUUUACAUUUCUGUAACAAAAUUAACAAAAUUCUGUUAAAAAAAUCUAUUCUGAUGUUAUCACCUUCACGCCUUGUAUUGCACAUCCACUAUACUUAGUAAUCUGAAGAACAUUUGGGAAUAUAUUUACACCAGUCACUAAAAGCAACAAGUUAACGGCAAAUUGUGAAGCCAAAUUCAGGUGUAUAAAAUGUGGGUUAAUUGGCUCUCUAAACAUUACUUCUUGGCAUAUACUGAUCAGCCAUAACAUUACAACCACUGACAGAUAAACAUUCUUUAUUUCAUGACAAUAUCAGCUGUGAAGGGGUGAGAUAUAUUAGAUGGCAAAUGAACAGUCCGUUCUUGAACUAGAGCUUGCAUAACCUCCAACUGGUCACUGACCCUAAUUUACCACCAUGGGCUCAUAACCAUCUGAUUUGUUCCUUGGAACAAUGGAAGGAGGUGGUCUCGGCUGAUGAAUUAUAUUUACUUUUACAUUAUGUGGAUGGAUGGCAUAUGUUCUGCUUGCAUGGGUAAGAAAUUACACUAUUGGAGCAAAGCAAGCCAGCGAAAGUAGUGUGAUGCUAGCCAUUGUUCUGCGUGAAAACUUUAGUUCCUGACAUUCACAUCAAAUUUACAAACGCCAUAUACAAAUGUUGCGCCUGUCAACUUUUACUUAAUCAUAACUCAACAGUAAGGAUGAAUUGGAUUGGUUAGCACUAUAAUAAUAAAUAAAGAUCUGCUGCUAGUGUCAUGGUGUCAGAUACCACAUGUCUCCUUCAGCGUCCAUACCUUGAUAACUCAAACUGUUCUGGCUCCAUAGGAGGGACCUAUACAGUACCACACAGUUGGUUUUAAUAUUAUGGCUGAUCAAUGUAUGUCCUAUUAAGGGUGUGAGGGGGUAGCAUAAUCUUAUGCCAAUUGUAUUUUUACAUUUAAUCUAUAAGGCUACUGUGAAUAAGCUAAAUAAUUUGCUUCCUUCCCUAAGCCACCAACCUUUAAUAAAGUAUAUUUGAUU
This is a messenger RNA of Hyla sarda, 5468 nucleotides long. It is a transcript of the gene TMX3, whose product is annotated as thioredoxin related transmembrane protein 3. Lineage: Eukaryota; Metazoa; Chordata; Amphibia; Anura; Hylidae. The transcript has 16 exons. Gene Ontology annotation, molecular function: protein disulfide isomerase activity. Gene Ontology annotation, biological process: peptidyl-cysteine oxidation. The coding region runs from base 100 to 1455 and encodes 451 amino acids. The record is from RefSeq and is a predicted model, not a curated record. Gene Ontology annotation, cellular component: endoplasmic reticulum.